Nestor notabilis (Kea) is the source of this 386-nucleotide messenger RNA. RefSeq names its product maestro heat-like repeat-containing protein family member 1. The annotation marks the transcript as partial. The record is from RefSeq and is a predicted model, not a curated record. The transcript has 3 exons. NCBI's taxonomy places the organism in Eukaryota, Metazoa, Chordata, Aves, Psittaciformes, Psittacidae. Gene Ontology annotation, cellular component: cytoplasm.
CUCUGCAGCACUUCAGUGAGAGCAUCCAGGAGUACCUGGCGAACCUGGACAAGGCCCCGGACCCCACGGUCAGGAAGGACACCUUCUCCAACGAGAUCUUCAGUGCCUACGAAGUGCUCUUCAACAGUUGGCUGCAGCACCGGGAGGCCAAGCUGAGACUGGCUGUGGUGGAAGCCCUGGGACCCAUGAGUCACCUCAUGCCCGGGGAGAAGCUGGAGGAGCAGCUCCCUAAACUCAUCCCCGGCAUCCUCGCGCUCUACAAGAAGCACACGGAAGCCUUCUACAUAUCCAAGAGCCUCUGCCAGAUUCUGGAAGCUUCCGUCAACAUGGGCAGCCGCAGCCUGGACGUGCAGCUCGACUCGCUCCUGGGCACUCUGCACCCCCAG